CAAUAUCCCUACCGAGCUCACCCACCCCCAGCCCAGGACUUGCCGCGCAACUAGGAUAAUCCUCUUCUGUGGAUUCCUUAUCGUCACAUGGACCACUUAAGUCGAUCAAAUCAUCCAAUUCGAUGCGAACUUAGGAUUUUAUAACCAGUCAGGCACUUACGACAGUGUUGACGGUCAUAAGUGCAUGUCAGGACCAUCAUUACUGGGGUGACCGAGUCUGGAGGGAGCUGCACCAGGCUGUGACGUGUGCCACCUGCGAGAUCCUGCUAGGAACAUUGAAGGCAGUAGCCCAUCAAGGCCCGGACGCUCUGUUGUCAGUGUUAGCUAAGGUGUGCACGCGGGCGAAGGUAGACCGAUCAUCUUUUGUCGCGUUAUCACUCUAAAUCGCCGAUUCCAGAUCGUAGAUGUCGAUGUGUGUCAGGCUACCGUGGCCACCCAAAUGCCCAGCAUCCUCUACAUGCUGGAGCAGCUGCAACUUGAAUCAGUGACCAAGUCGCAUGAACCCUCGAGCAAGCCCAUCACGAGGAGCACCAGCAACCAAACCCUCCUCUAUGUGGCGCACCUCAACGACACGCACAUCGAUUGCUACUACACCCCAGGAACCAGCUAUGUCUACUCCAAACCCAUGUGCUGCCGGCCCUAUACUCCCGCGGAUGCGCCCAACGCCACGCGCUGUCCCUGCGGUGCCUGGGGCCAUCCCCGUUGCGAUCCGCCCAUGCGCUUCCUGUCAGACAGAGAUGUCGUGCCCCAUGAUUUCUGGCUUACCAACCUCACCUCCGUCGAAAUCGACUGCAACACCACCUACGCAGCACUGCAGACUCUCAAUGGCGAGGGACCUGUGUAUCUCGCCAUUGGGAACCAUGACACCAGCCCCGUGAACAUCUUCCCGGUCUCGUCCAGGCAGCCCUCCAACUUCACGCCUCAAUGGGCCUACGGCCUCUUCGCCGUCUGGUCGAACCGCCUCGCCCUCCAACCGAGCCCAUCGACAUCACCUCAACUGCAGAGACAAGGCAACUACAGCAUCCUCCACCGUCAACCCUAUACCUCCCCUCCGACGCCGGACCCUCUCUCCCAAUUCGAAUGGCUAACCACCGAACUCUUCGACGCCGAAACCCACCACCAGCGCGUCUGGCUUCUCACGCACAUUCCUCCCCCCUCCCCCCCGGGCAACUCCUACCUCCUCCCCUGCUACAACCGUGUCCUGAACCAGAUCAUCGUGCGCUUCCGAACCACAAUCGCAGCCAUCUUCGCGGGGCACAGACACACAGACCUAUUCCAAGUCUACUACAACCGUCAGCGACCUAACUUCUCAGCGAGCAACAACAACAACAGCAACAACAGAUUCAGCUGAGAAGCUGACGUUGUGGGCUAUCUGGUCUACGUGACGGAUUACUUUCGAAAGAAGGCGACCGCGCCGCCGCAUAAUCGCUAUCCUGGAUUCUAUCAGCAGGACCCAGGAGAGCUACCGACGUGGAAGAAGUACUACUCGGUCCGGAGGCAUACGGAACAGAGGAGAACAGGGAUGUGCCGCUCUCGCCGGCUUUCUGGGAUAACCUGUCGGUGAGUAUGGAAGAGAAUCAGACUCUGUUCCAGGAGUGGUGGGCCAGGCGGACGAGGGGGGACUCAGUGAGGCCUUGUCGCGGGAUAUGUCGGAGGAGGGCGAUGGAGGUGGGAACAGGGUAGGUACGUAAUCUGUAUGGACUUCUCGUUUACUUGCCAGGUCGACAGACUGCCUGCCCAAUCCAAGGUAGGUCUUACUGUUGACUCCCCCACUACUCUUGAUUUUACUUCGACCUGAAGACAACAAGGUGAUAAAAGAAUCAAAUCAAUUUCGUCC
Molecule: messenger RNA, 1837 nt
Organism: Aspergillus homomorphus CBS 101889
Lineage: Eukaryota; Fungi; Ascomycota; Eurotiomycetes; Eurotiales; Aspergillaceae
Exons: 5
Coding region: 440-1351 (303 amino acids)
Molecular function (GO): hydrolase activity
Source: RefSeq, a predicted model, not a curated record